This is a messenger RNA of Brassica napus (rape), 465 nucleotides long. RefSeq lists its product as uncharacterized. Bases 1 to 465 code for a protein of 154 amino acids. The record is from RefSeq and is a predicted model, not a curated record. Lineage: Eukaryota; Viridiplantae; Streptophyta; Magnoliopsida; Brassicales; Brassicaceae. The transcript has a single exon.
AUGGCGUAUAGUCAGACUUCCUCGGCGUCAAUUGGUUCAACUCCAAACAAUGAAGGUCCACCUUGCCACUGUUCACAACCGACUGCCUUGACAAUGGCGUGGACUGAAGAGAAUCCUGGAAGGCGAUUUUACAAAUGCGAUGAACAUGGUUUUGUGGUUUGGCAUGACAAGGACAAAUCAUGUCGUUGGCAGAAGCAAAGUCUUUUGGAGGCAAGGGAGAAAAUCCUUACCCAGGCUGAAGAAAUCAAGGCUUUGACGAUCGCUCUACGUCGAGCUAAUGCUCAGCUUGCUGCAUUAGAGGUUUCUCGGUCUUCUGGGUCAAUAAAUGAAACUUUGAAGGCAAUUGAAGAUCACAUUUCAACACAUAUCAAUGAGACCCAGAAGGUGUUCCGUAACCUUGUUCUUUAUUCUGGUAGUGGGUUUGCAAUAGCUACUGCCGUCAUCAUCUUUUACAUGAAAAAGUAG